Molecule: messenger RNA, 2623 nt
Organism: Hippocampus zosterae (dwarf seahorse)
Lineage: Eukaryota; Metazoa; Chordata; Actinopteri; Syngnathiformes; Syngnathidae
Product: fizzy-related protein homolog
Exons: 14
Coding region: 177-1664 (495 amino acids)
Biological process (GO): anaphase-promoting complex-dependent catabolic process; positive regulation of ubiquitin protein ligase activity; positive regulation of anaphase-promoting complex-dependent catabolic process
Cellular component (GO): anaphase-promoting complex
Molecular function (GO): anaphase-promoting complex binding; ubiquitin ligase activator activity; protein binding
Source: RefSeq, a predicted model, not a curated record
CCCGUGACCCUUAGCGACACUGGCUUCAGCGCUUAGCGAAAUACAAAGCUGUCCCGUUCUCUUAAACCUUUAUCGAUUUCACCAAAAAGACUAAAUAUCGACAAAAGAAUUGGCAUCGACACGGGAGAAAGAGUGCCGGGCGUUGGAUCGAAGGAGUUUUCUUCGGCAACGGCAUUAUGGAUCAGGACUAUGAGUCCAGGCUGCUAAGGCAACUCAACAUCCACAAUGCGAAUGCCAGCCCAGUGAAAUCUCUUGGCGCGCUACGAGCUCUGUCGCCAGUCAGCUCCCCGCUGUCCUCCCCGAGCAAGCACGGCGAUCGCUUCAUCCCUUCACGGGCCGGCGCCAACUGGAGCGUCAACUUCCACCGCAUCAAUGAAAUUGAAAAGUCACACAAUCAAAACAGGAAAACCAAAGAUGGAACAGCAGACAGCAACAAAGCGGAUGGUCUCGCUUACUCGGCGCUGCUGAAGAACGAGCUGCUCGGAGCCGGAAUCGACAAAGUCCAGGACCCCCAGUCUGAAGAUCGCCGUCUUCAGCCAGCCACCCCUACAAGGAGGAGCCUUUUUAAAUAUUCUUUGAGUACCAAGAGGUCUCUGGAAGAAGAUGGAAAUGCAGUCUCUCCUUAUUCUUUAUCACCCGUCAGUAGCAACAGCCAGAAACUGCUCCGGUCGCCCCGGAAACCCAUGCGCAAGAUAUCCAAAAUACCUUUUAAAGUACUCGAUGCUCCCGAGCUUCAAGAUGACUUCUACCUCAACCUUGUGGACUGGUCCUCUCUCAACGUGCUGAGUGUGGGACUGGGCACUUGUGUGUACCUGUGGAGCGCCUGCACCAGCCAGGUGACGCGUCUGUGCGACCUUUCUGUAGAAGGAGACUCUGUAACAUCAGUGGGCUGGUCAGAAAGGGGCAACCUAGUUGCUGUGGGGACUCAUAAAGGCUACGUUCAAAUCUGGGAUGCCGCCGCGGGGAAGAAGCUCUCUACACUUGAGGGACACACGGCCAGAGUGGGCGCCUUGGCAUGGAACGCAGACCAGCUUUCGUCCGGAAGCCGCGAUAGGGUCAUCCUGCAACGGGACAUCAGAGCCCCGCCUCUCCAGUCCGAGCGCCGGCUCCAGGGACACCGGCAGGAAGUGUGCGGACUGAAGUGGAGCACGGACCAUCAGCUGUUGGCAUCCGGCGGCAAUGAUAACAAGUUGCUGGUGUGGAACCACUCCAGCGUCCUCCCAGUGCAGCAGUACACCGAGCAUUUGGCGGCAGUGAAGGCUAUCGCCUGGUCCCCCCACCAGCACGGCCUGCUGGCCUCCGGAGGGGGCACCGCCGACCGCUGCAUCCGCUUCUGGAACACUCUGACCAGCCAGCCCCUGCAGUGCACCGACACGGGCUCUCAGGUGUGCAACCUGGCCUGGUCUAAGCACACCAACGAACUGGUCAGCACACACGGUUAUUCCCAAAACCAAAUCCUAGUGUGGAAAUAUCCCUCGCUCACUCAAGUGGCCAAACUCACAGGACAUUCCUACAGAGUUCUCUACCUGGCCAUGUCCCCUGAUGGAGAGGCCAUCGUGACGGGGGCAGGAGAUGAAACUCUCCGCUUCUGGAAUGUCUUUAGCAAGAUGAGAUCCACUAAAGAGUCUGUGUCAGUCCUCAACCUUUUCACCAGGAUCCGGUAGUCGGCGCACUCGGAGCUGCUACUGGCGACGAAAGAAGAAAAUUCCUCUUUGCAUGCACCAAGUCCAUGCAUUAAGCAUCAGUCAUCGGCAGAUCAUCAAUGCGUGAAGUGGGAACCACGCGCAAUGUUCGAUGAUCACAGACUAAAUAAUCAACCAGACUCAUCGUCACAGACCCGUUUACAGCCCUUAAAUUCUGCAAAACUGCCAAAUGUUGAGUUUUGUCUUUUUUUUUUUAAUUUUUUAAAAAAUAAUAAUUUAUUAUGUUUUGUUUUGUGCUUGUCCUGCGUUUGUUUCACAUAUCAUUACUUUUGUGUUUGUUGUUGAAUUCAGCAUUUUACGUUUUUUGGUUGAAUCGGUGGCGUUUGCCCGUUGCCUUCGGGGGUUUGGGUUUGCCGACAGACGUGUGAGUCCUGCAUUAUGUUUCAUCAGGCUAAAACAAAACAUGUAUCGUUUGAGAAAGCACCAGAAAUCGCAAACCUCACCUGCGUAGUACAUCACUGCAAAAUGAAAGCAUUGCCGAUCAGAGUCAUUAGUAACAGCAAUUAAAGCCUUACAAUCCAAAACAAUUAGCCGCACGCUAAAAUGCGACCAUUGUGACAUUUGGCUUGCGGUUCUAUUUCUGUGCAGGUGCUUGUUUUGUCUAAUUUGCAGCCCAAAUUCCAUAUCACCUCACAACCCACCCCUCCAUUAACAUUUUUUUUUUUAUUUCCCAGUUUGAAUGCUGAGUGUGAGACAUUUACAUUCAUGCUAUUUAUUUGUGUUGUGUAAAGAAAUUUCUUGUACAGUAAUGGCAUGCUUGGUGAAAAGAAAAACAAAAUGUAGCGGAGAAAAGCAGUUUAACGCCACAUUGAACGGCAUUGUACUUAUUAGGACAACUUGACUUACACGUUAAAUGUAAAACGAUGUCUAUUUCUGUACUCAGGUAAUGGACAAUUAAAAACAUCACAUCAUGUCUUGUA